AUGCCCAUGUGGGUAGAGCUGGCCGAGGGGAAUUUCACGUUCUCGAUCUUCUGCUUCGCCCGUUUCUCCAAAUUCUCCGAAGGUCCUGGAAUCGUUCUUGAAAAUCCAAAGUUGAGAUUCAUGGGUGAUGGUACACCUAGGAGACUAAACAUAUUGCCUGACCACUUUAGUGUUCCUAGUCCCACCACGGAAGCUGCUGCUCAAGACGAGUCCCCAUCAUCUUCUCAGCCAAGAAACGAUAUUUCUCCAAGGUCUCAGACUCAUAGCCAGUCACGGACUCGGAGAAAGCUUAAAAAAGCAGCACUUAUGUUGAAUCUGUUCACUCUUCGCCGUCUGCCUUGGGUCUCAGAUGGUCAAGAGAAGGUAGAGCUAACAGCAGCGGAGUUGGAAUCACUAAAAUCAGAACUUUCUGAGUUAGAAGAAAGAGAAUCUUACCUCAAAGCUCAGCUUGAACAUGUGGAUGAAGUCUUGCGCUCUGCCCGUUUGUCCGGUUACUUGUUUAUCCGAAGCCGUUGGGCAGCUCUUCCGGGUGAACCACCUCCGCUAGACGAUGCAGAAGUAGACGACUGGCUUCCUCGGUUUGUUGUCCUUCAAGGCGCUUGUCUCUUCUUCUAUUUGUUAUCAACAGACUUGAGCCCUCAAGAUUCGACAUUGGUAGCGGAUGUAGUUGAAGUUGGUUCGUUACCAAGCUACAUGAGAGAAUUCGAUGAGACUCAUCAUUGCUUUUACAUUUUAACCCGUCAAGGCCUUAGAUUUGAGUGCUCAAGCACUUCUAAAACACAGGUGGAUUCUUGGUUGUCGGUAUUGCACAUUGAUUGCAGGCCUGAACCAGAAGAAGAAAGAGUUGCAAAUGGAUCAGGCCAAAGCGACACAGUAAACUGA
Microthlaspi erraticum is the source of this 882-nucleotide messenger RNA. NCBI's taxonomy places the organism in Eukaryota, Viridiplantae, Streptophyta, Magnoliopsida, Brassicales, Brassicaceae. The record is from the annotation of a GenBank genome assembly.